Molecule: messenger RNA, 1615 nt
Organism: Magallana angulata
Lineage: Eukaryota; Metazoa; Mollusca; Bivalvia; Ostreida; Ostreidae
Product: multiple epidermal growth factor-like domains protein 6
Exons: 8
Coding region: 152-1606 (484 amino acids)
Molecular function (GO): scavenger receptor activity
Source: RefSeq, a predicted model, not a curated record
UUCAUCGCAGUGACUUACUCCUUAUAACAGAAAACAUUAACAAAAUUUAUCUCAAAAUAUCGCAAUAUAUCUUGAGAUUUAUUUUUUUCGUACAGAUGAUCUGGCCUACAGAAAAAUUGCUACUCAAUCCCAAACCUAUCCAGGUGGUUACAUGUAUUAUGAUGCAAAUAACGCAGUUGAUGGAAACACAACAACUUGUACGAGAACAACAGAGAUAGGAAUAUUCAACCCUCACAACAGCGUAUGGUGGAAAGUUGACCUUGGUAGAGUGUACAGUAUUUACAGCAUUAACAUACUGUUUAAAAACUACGACGGAUACGGUUAUCGACAACGUGGACGUUUUGCUGGAUUCUCUUUGUAUGUAUCAACUACUGGUGAUAUACAGGGUUCAACUCUGUGCUACAAGGACGGACCACAGUUACCACCCCUAAAUUUUACAACCACGUGUACAGGACAGGGGCGUUACGUCAUCUUUUACAAUGAUCGACUUGAUGGAGUUACCUACCCUGACGGAUAUGAAAUUCAAAAUGUCUUCACUGAACUGUGCGAAGUUAUUGUACAAGGUUGUAAUAAAUCUGGUGUGUAUGGGGAAAACUGUAACAUCCCAUGUCCCAUCAACUGUAAAGACAGCAUUUGUAACAUUCAAAACCGAUCAUGUAUUGGCUGUAAGUCUGGAUGGACGGGACAAACCUGCAGUACAAAAUGUAUCGAAGGGUGGUAUGGUGUCAACUGUAGUCAACAGUGUAAAGGACACUGUAGAGGCGGUGCCACCUGUAAUCACGUGACUGGUCUGUGUCAGAGAGGCUGUGCUGAUGGAUGGACAGGAUCUAUGUGUGAAAAAGAUGAUCUGGCCUACAGAAAAAUCGCUACUCAAUCCCAAACCUAUCCAGGUGGUUAUAUGUAUUAUGAUGCAAAUAACGCAGUUGAUGGAAACACAACAACUUGUACGAAAACAACAGAGGUAGGAAUAUUCAACCCUCACAACAGCGUAUGGUGGAAAGUUGACCUUGGUAGAGUGUACAGUAUUUACAGCAUUAACAUACUGUUUAAAAACUACGACGGAUACGGUUAUCGACAACGUGGACGUUUUGCUGGAUUCUCUUUGUAUGUAUCAACUACUGGUGAUAUACAGGGUUCAACUCUGUGCUACAAGGACGGACCACAGUUACCACCCCUAAAUUUUACAACCACGUGUACAGGACAGGGGCGUUACGUCAUCUUUUACAAUGAUCGACUUGAUGGAGUUACCUACCCUGACGGAUAUGAAAUUCAAAAUGUCUUCACUGAACUGUGCGAAGUUAUUGUACAAGGUUGUAAUAAAUCUGGUGUUUAUGGGGAAAACUGCAACAUCCCAUGUCCCAUCAACUGUAAAGACAGCAUUUGUAACAUUCAAAACCGAUCAUGUAUUGGCUGUAAGUCUGGAUGGACGGGACAAACCUGCAGUACAAAAUGUAUCGAAGGUUGGUAUGGUGUCAGCUGUAGUCUACAGUGUAAAGGACACUGUAGAGGCGGUACCACCUGUAAUCACGUGACUGGUCUGUGUGAGAGAGGUUGUGCUGAUGGAUGGACAGGAUCUAUGUGUGAAAAAGGCAUUCAUGGAGACUAAUUAUUUAAA